AUGAGUGCUGUGGAAAUCGAUGAGGAAAUCGCAGUGGCGAGGUGUCUCGACCCGGAAUUGAACAUGUCGAAGCUAACUGAGAAAAAAUGGUAUAAAUUGGCAAGUGUGUGUCUGCAUCGUGGAGACAAAGCUGAUUUCGGGCAUUAUGUAGCUGCCUAUCGCGAAGAAGGUGUGAAAGAGUGGGUGUUGUGCAACGAUUCGAAGGUUGUUCUGGCUGCAGAUGCUCCGAUUUCGGAAUGCUACCUUGCAUUCUAUGAGAAAAAGUUGUGA
Molecule: messenger RNA, 270 nt
Organism: Blastocystis hominis
Lineage: Eukaryota; Bigyra; Opalinata; Blastocystidae
Exons: 3
Coding region: 1-270 (89 amino acids)
Biological process (GO): protein deubiquitination
Molecular function (GO): cysteine-type deubiquitinase activity
Source: RefSeq, a predicted model, not a curated record